UUACCACUAACCAGCAGAGUGUUUUAAAAUAAAUCCCCCUUUUCACUUGCAUUUCAGGCUCCAACUUCUAAAGCUUUCUUUAAUUGAUUUCUCUAAUGGCUCGCAACAGGGAAGCAUUGUUAUUGUUGCUGGAUGUUGGACCUUCAAUGCACAGUGUUCUUCCGCAGGUUGAAAAUCUUUGCUCCAUGCUAGUACAAAAGAAGCUGAUUUAUGGAAAGAAUGAUGAAGUUGGAAUUAUUUUGUUUGGAACUGAAGACACUAGCAAUGACCUGACAAAUGAAGUGGGUGGAUAUGAACAUGUUGUAGUUUUAAGAAAUAUCAAAGUUGUUGAUGGAGACAUUGUUGAAGCUUUUAAACAGCUCCCUCGAGGAACUGUUGCUGGUGAUUUUGUUGAUGCAAUUGUUGUUGGGUUGGAUAUGCUGAUAAAGAAAUAUAGAGAAACAAACAAAGGAAAGAAACGCAUGUGUCUUAUAACAGAUGCAGUGUGUCCUAUUAAAGAUCCAUAUGAAGGAACCAAAGAAGAACAAGUCAGCACCAUUGCCGUGCAAAUAGCUGCACAUGGCAUCAGAAUGGAAAAUAUUGUUGUCAGAAGAAGUUCAUGUGAGAAUGCAAAGAAGAGAAUAAUAGAUGAGAAUGAAAAUUUGCUGAAUCUCUUUUCAGAGAAAUCAAGCUCCAAGAUCGUGUAUGUUGAUAAUCCAACUUCAUUAUUAGGUGCACUUAAAACUCGAAAUAUAGCUCCAGUCACCAUAUUUAGAGGUGAUCUUGAACUUGGCCAGAAAAUGAAGAUUAAGGUUUGGGUGUACAAGAAAACGGCUGAAGAGAAGUUUCCCAUGCUGAAGAAAUAUUCUGAUAAAGCUCCUCCAACUGAUAAGUUUGCUACACAUGAAGUGAAGGUCGAUUAUGAGUACAGAAGUGUUGAAGAUCCUAGUAAAGUUGUUCCUCCAGAACAAAGGAUUAAAGGUUAUCGCUAUGGACCUCAGGUGGUUCCUAUAUCAUCUGCCGAAUGGGAGGCUGUCAAGUUCAAACCAGAGAAGAGUUUGAAGCUUCUAGGAUUUACUGAUUCUUCAAACAUAUUGCGUCGAUAUUACAUGAAAGAUGUCAAUCUUUUCAUCGCUGAACCGGGUAAUACCAGAGCAAUGCUUGCUGUUUCUGCUUUAGCGAGAGCAAUGAAGGAAGUGAAUAAGGUUGCAAUUUUGCGUUGUGUUUGGAGACAAGGACAGCAAAGUGUUGUUAUUGGGGUUUUGACUCCCAAUUUGUCUGAAAAACAUAACAUUCCUGAUUCAUUCUACUUCAAUGUACUUCCUUUUAUUGAGGAUGUUCGAGAGUUUCAUUUCCCCUCCUUCAGAAAUUAUCCUAUGUCCUGGCAACCAAAUGAGCAACAGCAGGAGGCAGCAGAUAACCUGGUAAAAAUGCUUGACCUUGCACCAUCUGGCAAAGGAGAAAGCCUGCAGCCUGAAUUUACUCCAAAUCCUGUUCUGGAGUGUUUCUAUCAUCAUCUUGAGUUGAAAUCAAAGGACGCAGAUGCAGCUGUGCCUCCACUUGAUGAAACACUCAAGAAGAUCACUGAGUGUGAUACAGAACUUCUUGCUGACAGCAAGUCCGUUAUUAAUGCUUUUCAUAGACAUUUUGAACUCAAGGAGAAUCCUAAGCUGAAGAAAUCAACUAGACGCUUCCUGUGGGAGAAACCAUUUGGCUCAGAUAGGGAGGAUGCUGAUGGUGAUGCCUCUGAUGCAGAGUCUAUCCAGGACUUUGUGGCUAUGAUAUCACGAAGAGAUAACCCAGAAUGGGUUGGUAAAGCAAUUGAGGAUAUGAAAAAGAAAAUUUUUGAGCUAGUGAAAUCCCAUGAAGGUGAUAAUUACCUGAAAGCAGUUGAUUUUUUAGCUGCCCUCCGGAAAGGGUGCAUCCUUGAGCAAGAACCAAAACAGUUCAAUGAUUUCCUCCGUAGUCUUUUCAAAUUCUGCCAGGAAGAAAAUAUCGACCAGUUACGUGAAUUACUUGUAUCCAAACAACUCUCUUUAAUACCCAAGUCGGAAGCUGUAGACAGUGAUGCAACAGACAAUGAAGCUGGGCACUUUCUGACGAGACGAGUGCCAAAAGAUGUUUAAUCUUAUUCAUAAAAUUCAAACUUGCUUUAGUUUGUUCUCUUUGUAUAUGUUCUAAAUGUGAAUUUUGAUGAGUCAUGUACAAAUAUCCAGCUAUUGUGAAAUUUGUCUGAAAACCCAUCUUUUUGUAUGGAAUGCCAUUGCCGCGGGAUGAUUAGACAUAA
Mangifera indica (mango) is the source of this 2266-nucleotide messenger RNA. Its product is annotated as ATP-dependent DNA helicase 2 subunit KU80. The coding region runs from base 96 to 2105 and encodes 669 amino acids. Gene Ontology annotation, biological process: cellular response to gamma radiation; telomere maintenance; DNA recombination. NCBI's taxonomy places the organism in Eukaryota, Viridiplantae, Streptophyta, Magnoliopsida, Sapindales, Anacardiaceae. The record is from RefSeq and is a predicted model, not a curated record. The transcript is spliced from 12 exons. Gene Ontology annotation, molecular function: damaged DNA binding; double-stranded DNA binding; DNA helicase activity. Gene Ontology annotation, cellular component: nucleus; Ku70:Ku80 complex.